AUGCUUCGAUUAAUUAGGCUCUUGAUGCAUGUCAAGAGAUAUCGAGCCUUUGUUGCUACAUUUUUGACCCUAAUACCAAGCUUGAUGCCGUACCUUGGAACCAUAUUCUGUGUCCUGUGCAUUUAUUGCUCUCUCGGUGUACAGAUCUUUGGUGGGAUGGUCUAUGCUGACAACCCUUAUUUGGAAGGCACAGAUCUUGCAGAUAAUGACUAUUUACUUUUCAAUUUUAAUGACUAUCCAAAUGGGAUGGUGACACUCUUCAAUUUGCUAGUAAUGGGAAACUGGCAAGCGUGGAUGCAGAGCUACCAGGUAUUGACAAGAACUUAUUGGACUUAUGCCUACUUUGUCAGCUUCUAUCUAAUAACAGUUUUGCUACUUCUGAAUUUGGUAAGUCUAACUGAAUGGUUCUUGAAUUCUAUAAGUGUUGCACAUAUGUGA
Molecule: messenger RNA, 438 nt
Organism: Ilex paraguariensis (yerba mate)
Lineage: Eukaryota; Viridiplantae; Streptophyta; Magnoliopsida; Aquifoliales; Aquifoliaceae
Source: the annotation of a GenBank genome assembly